AUACAUGAAUUGACCACUCAACUCCCAACACACAAACAAUUUGUUCCAGCCAACGUUACUGGGAUGCCUCCUCGGUAUUACAUUAUCGGAGGAUUUGUUUUCACAACUCUUUCCAUCCCAUAUUUGCUAGCUGUGGAUGGAAGGUAUGACGGAUAUAAAAUUCCAGAUGAAGACAAGGUUUUCUCCCAGGCAUUUUACGAAGAGCGUGUUGUGCUUUGUCAGGUGCUUAAAGCUGACAUUACAAUUGGGUACGACGGGGUGGACUCAGUGCAAAAUCAGGUUAUUGUGACUUUUAAUGAUAAACCUGUUAAGGGGUUAAAGAGCUUGGUUAGUAUGGUAGACAGUUGUGAUGAGGAAUUCUUGAAAUUCACUCUUGAAAACAACAAUAUUUUGGUACUGCGGACGAAUAUUGCCAGAGCAAGAACUCCGUAUAUUCUUAAAGCACACUGCAUACCUUGUGCUAUGUCUUUGGACUAAUGAAGUUGACUCGAGGGAAAGAAAGUCUCAUAGGUCAUGUGAAAUUCUGAAUGGAUGUGAGUGAGCCAGAAUUUCUAUUUCGUGUUUUAAACUUUCUCUUCCCAAAUUGUAUGGAAGAAAAGGAAUAGAGUUUUUUCAGUUAAUAGCUGCUGCAACGUUUAAUGUUGUUUCAGGUUUUUGUUCAUAGUGUACAUAUCGCUACUUGGUUUAGUGCCUCUACUACGCCUGCUGGAUGCCACAAUUGCUAAAAUCUUACUCCGCUAUGGAUUCCUAACAUAAAGGAUGUAACUGACAAAGGCAAAUGUUUUAAGGCAGGUAGGAAAAAGGGGUAGACAGAUAAGGGAUUACAAGUGAUUUCAGUAAAUAGAUGAUGGGAUCUUCGUGAUUUUUACCAUGAUUAAAGGGAACUUAUUUUGUUCCAAA
This is a messenger RNA of Rhododendron vialii, 900 nucleotides long. RefSeq names its product protease Do-like 9. Lineage: Eukaryota; Viridiplantae; Streptophyta; Magnoliopsida; Ericales; Ericaceae. Gene Ontology annotation, biological process: proteolysis. The coding region runs from base 64 to 477 and encodes 137 amino acids. The record is from RefSeq and is a predicted model, not a curated record. Gene Ontology annotation, molecular function: serine-type endopeptidase activity. The transcript is spliced from 5 exons.